Molecule: messenger RNA, 954 nt
Organism: Drosophila rhopaloa
Lineage: Eukaryota; Metazoa; Arthropoda; Insecta; Diptera; Drosophilidae
Exons: 1
Coding region: 54-761 (235 amino acids)
Biological process (GO): response to X-ray; positive regulation of ligase activity; DNA recombination
Cellular component (GO): DNA ligase IV complex; DNA-dependent protein kinase-DNA ligase 4 complex; nucleus
Molecular function (GO): DNA binding
Source: RefSeq, a predicted model, not a curated record
AAGACCCGCAAAAAUGGUUUACAAUUUAUUGUGAAAAUCAAAUACAAAUAAAAAUGUCAUCCUUUGUGGUUAAAGUACUCCAGUGCUCACUUUCACAUAGUCAAAGGGAUAUAAAGCCAUUUAUUUAUGUACGGAGCAACUGGAUGGACGACGAAGUGGAGUUUGACUUCCUGUCCACUUCUGAUAAUCAAAACUACCGGGGAAGUCUUAAAUACGAGGAGCUACGGAAUGGUGCCAGUGAUUUGGAGCAGUCCUAUGAAGUCUUCUUUGCAGAGUGCAAAAAUGCCAUGACCACCCACAUGGGCCUCCAAGGAUUCGACUACGAUAUUUCCCUGGAGAAUGGAGAUAAACAAGUCUUCAAAAUGUACAAAUGCAAAGGAUACGAAACGCUAUAUUUGGAAGUUCCACUGAGAAAAGUGUCCAAUUGCUACCAAUUACUGGAUGCAGCCAUAGAAGCUGGACAACAGAAGCCUCAAGCAGCUCCGGCCCCAGAAUCCGAUGUCAAAGAAACCACAUCUCUUGCUGAAUAUGAAAAGUAUGUGAAGGACUCCAAGCUAAAGGAGGAGGAACUGCUCAGGAAAUUCCUACUGCUGAUAAACAGCAAGAAGGCUUACAUCCGGGACUUAGAGAGCCAGUUGGAAGAGCGAUCGAAGAAGUCCUCAAAACAAAAAAAAAGUCAAAAGAUUUUGUCAGAGGACGAAGAAGAUGAAGCCUACGGAGCAGCCACUCAAGUCAUGAAUAUAGAUAACGAUUCGGAUUAAGCCAAUCCAAAAUUUAUCAUUGAAACAUCUCACCUUCGGUAUGUGCUUGAAAUGUAUUUCCUUUUUGUUUUAGUUUUUUCGUUUCGAUUGUUUGAUUUUGUAAAAUAAAUUAGCUUUAUAAUGUAUGUAUAUGUAUAAAUAAACAACAAAUAGACUUGUAACGUAAUACAUUAAAUUACCAUCAAUAUGUGUA